Paramecium tetraurelia is the source of this 952-nucleotide messenger RNA. RefSeq lists its product as uncharacterized. The transcript is spliced from 4 exons. Lineage: Eukaryota; Ciliophora; Oligohymenophorea; Peniculida; Parameciidae. The record is from RefSeq and is a predicted model, not a curated record.
UUUGUCAAAAAACCCAUCUCCAGAAAAUUUUGCUUCUUCGAAAUCAAAUCGAACUGGAGUAUACUCAAUCAAAUUAUGAUUUCACUCUUCCUACUCACAUUCAUCACUUUAUUGUUUGUUACCUCCCAAGUUAUCAUUGGUCUCUAUGUCAGCAAACAUUUUUUCACUCUAUUCGCUUAAAAUGCAGUCAAAAAUUACACAGAUAGCACAUGUAUACUGCAGUCUGCACAUGGACUUGUCAGAUUACAGUAUAAAAUUAAUCAUCAUUCGAUUCUGCAUUAGUUUAAACUUAUCCUGUAGUCACAAAUGAAUCCAUCAUUGAAACCAUUAAUUUUGCUUCUCAAUUGUAAAAUGGCAAUAAUACAUUUUCUAAAUGUGUUAAUAGUAAUUGCUAUCUAGCUGGAAAUUAUUCAAGUUCCUCGAAUUCUUUCGUAGUAGUAACAAAUCAUCCGUAAUCAAGCUUUAUAUGGACGAAAUAAAUGAGUACAAUUAAGCUGAUGAAAUUUUAUAAAAUUCAGAUGAUGAAUUCAACGCUAAUCUGCUCUAUACUAUUUAUUUGAUUAGCGGCUCAUUCUUAUUAAUCUUGCUACUUGGAUGGAUAUUCGCUUAUUACAUCGUGCGUCCUCUUAAAAAGUUAGCAGAAUAUGCAUAACAUAUCAAUUAAAAUACUACUCGUUUAUCAACUGGAAAAAGAAGCAAAUAAAAACCAAUAGAAUUGCAAGAUAUAACAGCUUAAGAUAAAAUAGGAGAGUUGGUUGAUGAAUUUAAGAAUCUUAUUUAGGGAUUGGCUGGAUUGAAAAAGGGAAAUAUAUAAAAAAAAUCUCAAGAAAUUAAACCAUUUUUGGAAGGAUAUGAAAAUUAAAAUUAAGAUUAGUUUUAGGAACUAUUGACUGAAAUUAAUAAAAUAGAAGAGGAAAAGCAAAUAGGUCAAUUUAAUUAUGAUUUCUUAUGA